AUGCCGAGCCACUUCGUGGAGAAGUUCACGGACGCGGACGUGGACGACGCGCUGCGUCGCGCGAAGCUCGCGCUCGCGCCCGCGGCGGACGAUCUCAUCGAGCCCGCGAUCGCCGACGACGACGCGACGGCGUCGUCGAGUCCAUCGGACGACGCGACCGCGAUGACCGACGACGCGCGUCCUCCCGUCGCGACGUCGCCGCCGCACCCCGCGUCAUCGUACGAGACGUGGACGGAAGCGAAAGCGGACGGCGUGCGCGCGCACGGCGACGGCGACUUCGAAGGCGCGGCCGCGCGCUUCCGCGCGGCGAUAGAGAUGCUGCUCGAGGUGCUCCGCGGGAAGAAAGAAAAUGACGACGCAGAAGAUGACGCGUCCGGGUCCGACGCCGACGCCGGCGCAUCGAACGCGGACGCGGACGUCUCCCAGGGCAACGCCGCCGUCGCGCUCGCCGCGCUGCGAAGCAACCUCUCCUGCGCGCUCCUCGCCGCGGGCCGCCCGCGCGACGCCCUCGCGGCCGCGUCCGACGCGCUCGCGUCGCGACCCGCGUGGGACAAGGCGCUCUUUCGCCGCGCCGAGGCCAACUUCGCGCUGCGGCGGUUCGAAGACGCGCUCGUCGACUACGACGCCGCGUCCGCCGCGCGCGAUCCCGCGUCGCCGCCGGACGCGCACCUUCUGUCGCGCGUCGCGGCGACGCGCGCGAUGCUCGACGAGGUCGCGACGCUCCGAGACGAGGAGGUGGCGCUGCGCGCGGAGCGCGAGGAAGACGCGCGACGGCUCGAGAAGCAAAAAGAAGCCGAGGCAUCCGAGUCGGGGGACAAGGCGAGCGAGCUGACCGCGGCCGCGGAGGAGCGCGAGCGCGACCCGCGCGUGAAAGCGCUCGUGAAGCGCAUCGAGGAGAUGUACGCGGCGCACGGCGAGGCGCGCGCGGCGAGGAAGGAAGCCUGGCGCGAAGGCGAAGGCGGCGGCGGCGAGACGGCGGCGGCGUACGAGCUCGCGGACGCGGGGCCGCCCGCGGCGGCGGCGAUCAAACUCUGCCGCGACGUCCUCGCGUUGGAGCCGGACUACACCGCGAUCGGGUACCAGCUCUCGAUGAUCUAUCGAUCGAACGGCCGCCUUCGCGACGCGAUCGACCAGAUGAGGGCGUGCCUGACGACCGCGCCGACUUUUUUGCUCGGACACGCCGCGCUCGGGCAGAUGCUGGAGUCGACGCACGGCCGAGAGGACGAUGCGGAGCUGUCGUACGCGAUCGCCGUGCAGGUGUGCUUCGACAACGGCGACGUGUGGUCGCACCUCGGCGCGCACCUCGCGCGUCGCGGGCGCGUCUCCGACGCGGUCGCGCUUCUGCGGCACUCGCUGUGCGGUGGCCCGGAGGGGAAGUUUUACAAGCCGCGGUGCGACCCGGGGGUGUUGAUGCUUCUGGGGUAUUUACUGCAACUCCGAGGGCACUCCGCGGAGCCGGUGAGUUUUUACAUGCGCGCCUCGCGAGCGGGCGGCGGCGUCCCCGCGGCGCUGUUGCUCGCCAGGGCGUUCGAGGACGCCGGAGACGCGGAGAACGCGGACACGCAGAUCGAGAUGGUGAAGAGAGUCCGCGCGGAGCAGCCGGCGGCGACGCGGCUGGGGUACGAAGUCCUAAACUCCGCGUUCGCCGCGCCGCAGUGGAACGCGUUGAGCACGAAGAAGCACGUCGCGGCGCUGCUCCGCGGCGAGGGCGUCGAAGGCGACGUCGCGCCGCACUGUUACUGGUCCGAGGACGACGACGUGGACGAGAAAGAGAAAGAGAAGAAGGACGACGACGACGACGACGACGACGACGACGAAAACGACGCCGCGACGACGUUCGCGCCCGGGCGCUGGAUCGUCAAGGGGAAGAACCGCGCGUACGACGGCGCGACGCGCGCGCGCCUUCGACGGUGCGAGACGAAGGACGAGCUCGUCGCGUUCGUGCGCGACGCGGGCGCCGCCGCCGGGCCCGGGCGCGAGCGCGCGUGCAUGGCGCAGCGCGAGGUCGAGAACCCCGCGCUUUUAUGCGGCGGCAGACUCGCGAGCGCGCACUUUUACGCGAUCGUCGCGGACGCGCGCGAGGGCCCGAACGGCGCGGUGGAGAUGGACGCGCGUCUGUCCGAGGGGUUCACCGUUCGAGUCGCGCGCGAUCCGCUCGACGCUGACGUAGACGCUUACGUGGACGACGGCGAGGCGUUCUUCGCGACGCGAAACACGCUCCGAGGGAGCCGUCGCGAGAUCACCACCGCGGCGGCGGCGGCGGCGUGGGCGGCGGAGUCGAACGUGGACUACGCCGCCACGACGUGGCCCGGGGUCGUCCGCGCCGUGGAGACGACGCUGCGCGCGUUCGCGCGCGCGACGCUCGCGACGCCGCUGAAAGACUUCGACGCGCUGUCGCACUUCGCGACGUUUCGCGCGCCGAAGAUUCUCGAGUUCGUCUUCGUCGUCGACGCGGCGUCGAAGCCGUGGCUGACGGAGAUAAACGCGAGCCCGAGCGCGAUGGACGGCGGGGAGGACGCCGUCGUCGCUCGCGCGUUCGACGACGCGUGGGCGUGGCUUCGAGACGACGACGACGACGACGCGGGCGCGAGGACGACGUUCGCGCCAUUGUUCGCGACGAACGAGUGA
Molecule: messenger RNA, 2628 nt
Organism: Micromonas pusilla CCMP1545
Lineage: Eukaryota; Viridiplantae; Chlorophyta; Mamiellophyceae; Mamiellales; Mamiellaceae
Exons: 1
Coding region: 1-2628 (875 amino acids)
Molecular function (GO): Hsp90 protein binding
Source: RefSeq, a predicted model, not a curated record